Messenger RNA from Nicotiana tabacum (common tobacco), 816 nucleotides. Lineage: Eukaryota; Viridiplantae; Streptophyta; Magnoliopsida; Solanales; Solanaceae. The record is from RefSeq and is a predicted model, not a curated record.
AUGUCGAAUUUGUCAAAGCUUGAAUUUAUGGCACUUGACAUCUCUGGUAAUAACUAUUUGCCAUGGGUACUUGAUGCUGAAAUUCACCUUGACGCUAAAAGUCUUGGUGACACUAUUAAAGAAGGAAAUGAAGCAUCAAGUCAGAAUAAGGCAAAAACCAUAAUUUUCCUUCGCCAUCAUGUCGAUGAAGGGUUAAAAAGUGAAUAUUUAACCUUGAAAGAUCCAUUUCAAUUAUGGACUAGUUUAAAGGAGCGAUAUGACCACUUAAAGGCCACGGUAUUGCCAAGAGCUCGUCGUGAGUGGAUGCACUUACGACUACAAGAUUAUAAGAGCAUAAAUGGAUAUAGUUCUGUUGUAUAUAGAAUAAUUUCCCAACUAAAAUUAUGUAGGGAACCUAUGAAUGAUGAAGACAUGCUGGAAAAGGCUCUUUCCACUUUUCAUGCCUCAAAUAUGGUGUUACAACAGCAAUACCGUGAAAAGGGCUUUAAGAAAUAUUCUGAGUUAAUUUCAUGUUUUUUGGUGGCUAAACAACAUAAUGCCCUUUUAAUGAAAAAUUAUGAAGCCCGUCCCACUGGAUCAGCUCCAUUUCCAGAAGUGAAUCUGGGAAUUAUUGAUCCAAAGUCUGAAAAAAGACAAAAUAAUUAUCGUAGUCGUAUAAAUAUACGUGGGCGUGGCAAGGGGCGAAAUAAUAAUCGCCAUGGUGGUGGUCGUUAUAAACAAGAGAACAAUAAGGAUUCUCAGAGUAAUCCUUCAAAAGGCAAAGUAUACCCAAUAUUAGGGGGGAAAAACAAGAAAUUGCAAAAGGAGAUAGAUUAG